AUGUUCGCUCUUUUUCUCGCUACUGGGAUUUCAAUAGAAAUCAAGAAAAUCUCCACGAGAAAUCAAUUGGCGCUUGAUCAAUAUGGCUUUGAGCAGGGCGGAACCUUCUCAAUCCACAUCUACCUUAAGCCUGAAAUGAACUUCACCCUUUCGUUUAUGACACGCGAAAACUUCAAUUAUGCAAAGAAUAGAAAUAUGGACUUCUGCAAUCAAUCUGAUAUUAUCGGAAACUACACAGUUGAACGGAUUUCUGAUCAGAUUUCCUUUGUGAACUGGACUGGCCAAAUACAAGACGCUGGUGUAUAUCGCCCUGUAAUAACCGUAUGUUCUACAAAAGUUGAACCCUAUUCAGUAACAUAUAAGGCAGAUAACCCAAUUUCCCACUUAGAUUCAAGAUACACAAAGUCACCAUUUGUAUCAGAGCUAUUUGCCUUCUUAUUCCUUUUCUUUGCUGUUGUUGGAAUUCUCAACUGGGCCUUAAAUCCUCAAUUUUUGAUUCCAGUUUUGAUUUCUAACACAUUAACAUCCAUUUUCGCAUCAUUGCUGUUCACAUCAUACUAUUUAUAUUAUACACAUAUUCCUAUUUCGCAAGAAACUCCAUUAAGAAUCAGAUUAUCAUGUUCUAUCUUCAUUAGUUUAACAAUUAUGUGUUCUCUUGUUACAGGACACAUGACAGCUUGCGGAUUUUCCAUCAUUUCACUUGAUGUCCAUACAAAAACAGCUAUUAUUAACAUAAUUACAACUAUAAUCAUGGGAAUCUGUUUAUUCUUAAUGGACUUUGGUAUCAAUAUGAAUGUAACCCUUGUUGCAGGCUUCAUUGCUAUUUUUACCUUGGUUCAUAUCUUGUAUUCACUUAUGACAAAUCUUUCGAACUUGGUCGAACUUAAAUACGAAACAUCUGAUCAGACAUCAGUCCUUAAGAUCAGGUUAGCUUUCCGAGCAACUCUUACUUGGGUUUGCUCCCUUGUUUUGUGUUUAAUCGCUGCUCCUCAAGAAGUUGGUCAAAACCUUCUAUUCGGACUUGCUGCAUCUCUUGCUGCACAAAAUGGUGGCUUAUCUUUCUUGUUCUCUUUCUCCGGCGGAUAUAUAGUCGAAAAUGAGAUAAAGAACGAAAAUGAUUUGGUCUACAUCGAAGACCCAACUUCGGAAAAAUCAUUAAGCUUCAUUGCAGCUGAAUCAGCAUAA
Molecule: messenger RNA, 1185 nt
Organism: Trichomonas vaginalis G3
Lineage: Eukaryota; Parabasalia; Trichomonadida; Trichomonadidae
Product: lung seven transmembrane receptor family
Exons: 1
Coding region: 1-1185 (394 amino acids)
Source: RefSeq, a predicted model, not a curated record